This is a messenger RNA of Epithele typhae, 591 nucleotides long. Its product is annotated as P-loop containing nucleoside triphosphate hydrolase protein. Lineage: Eukaryota; Fungi; Basidiomycota; Agaricomycetes; Polyporales; Epitheliaceae. Gene Ontology annotation, molecular function: GTPase activity; GTP binding. The transcript is spliced from 7 exons. The record is from RefSeq and is a predicted model, not a curated record. The coding region runs from base 1 to 591 and encodes 196 amino acids.
AUGUCACAGUCCCACCCUAUACGAAUAGUUCUGUUUGGCGAUGAUGGUGUGAAAACGCUCAUGGAACGGUUCAAGUACAAUUGCUUUGACGACUCACACUUCACCGACGGUGAUGACUUCGCAUUGAAGGCUUACAUCUUCGAAGACGUGCUCGUGUACGUCCAUGCAGAAAGGCCUUUUGGAACUCUUUCUUCGGACCUAGUCCAUUCACAGAUCCACCCAGUCAACGGCUUCCUCCUCAUCUACUCCAUCGCCUCCAGGCCUUCGUUCGAGAGUAUCAGUGCCAUACACCGACGCAUCUUGACCGCCAAGGGAACAGAGUCCGUGCCAGCCGUCCUCGUCAGCAACAAGAUCGACGAGGAGCACGAGCGGCAAAUACAAGGGAGCGAGGGUGAAGAGCUCGCCAAAAACCUCGGCUGCAGCUUCGUCGAGAUCUCGGCAAAGCAAGAAGAUGUGGAUGUCGCGUUCGAGCGCGUGCUGCGUGCGAUCCGGGCGCACGAAUUGAAGCCACCCGCUGAAGCUCCGAGGGACGCUUCCAGUCGGAUGCGAUUUAGACUUGCCGGCUGGAGCAUUCAAUGCGUCGUCGCGUAA